Lacerta agilis (Sand lizard) is the source of this 2684-nucleotide messenger RNA. It is a transcript of the gene MAMDC2, whose product is annotated as MAM domain containing 2. Bases 19 to 1965 code for a protein of 648 amino acids. Gene Ontology annotation, cellular component: membrane. Lineage: Eukaryota; Metazoa; Chordata; Lepidosauria; Squamata; Lacertidae. The record is from RefSeq and is a predicted model, not a curated record. The transcript has 13 exons.
CCUCCUCCGAGGGGCACGAUGAUCCUGCUGGGUCUCCUCGCGGUGCAAGGUCAUUAUAUUUCUGUGGACACCUCACAGGGAACAAAUGGUGACACAGCUGUACUCCUCAGUCCUGACCUAUAUACAGAAGAGUGGAGCUGUAUUAGGCUGAUAUAUCAGAUUGCAACAUCUUCAGAGUUACCAGUAGAUGCUACUGCCUUAAACCUGUACCUAAGGGUGGAAGGUGAAAGUUUUGACCAUUUGCUUUGGACAACCACUGAGCGCUCAGAGAGCUGGCUCAUAGCUAGUCUAGAUAUUCGAAACAGUACAGACAAAUACAAAAUUGUUCUAGAAGGCAUCUUGGGAAGAGAUAUUUUUGCCAGCAUAGCAAUUUUUGAAAUUAAGAUAACUACUGGCUACUGUAUAGAAUGUAAUUUUGAAGAAAAUCACCUGUGUGGUUUUAUGAAUCGCUGGAACCCCAAUGUAAACUGGUUUGUUGGUGGAGGAAAUGUUGGAAAUUCACAAUCCAUCCUUCCAAGAGAUCACACUCUUAAUGAUGAGUUUGGUCAUUAUAUGUAUGUGGACUCUCUCUAUGUCAAGCAUUUCCAGGAAGUGGCUCAGCUGGUCUCACCUAGGACAACAACUCCUAUGUCAGGCUGCUUGUCCUUUUAUUACCAAGUGCAACAGGAAAGUGGAAUUGUAUUCACUGUCUACAUGAGAGACAUAAAUGGCUUUUAUGAAGAACUUUGGAAAGCAGAUGGUUCUGUGAGUAAGGAUUGGGUCUUAGGAGAAGUUGACUUCAGUGCACCAUAUCCAAUGGAGGUGAUUUUUGAAGUUGCUUUCAACAGUGCGAAUGGGGGAUAUAUUGCUCUUGAUGACAUUUCUUUCUCUCCCGUUUUCUGCAGCAAUCGGACAGAAAUUUCCUUCAGUCCUUCACAGGCAAGUUGCAGUUUUGAGGAGGAUCUGUGUAAUUUUUAUCAGGAUCACAAGGAUGGCCCUGGCUGGAGCAGGGUCAAAGUAAAGCCUAAUGCAUACAGGCCAGGAGACCAUACUACUGGCAUGGGUUACUACUUGCUAGCGAAUACAAAGUUUACAUCACAACCUGGGUACAUUGGCCGUUUGUACAGCACUACUUUGCCAGGAAAUUUACAGUAUUGUCUGCGGUUUUAUUAUGCCUUAUAUGGAUUUUUCAAAAUGACUGAUGCCCUGGCUGUUUACAUCUUUGAAGAGAACCAUGUGGUACAAGAGAAAAUCUGGUCUGUCUUGGAAACUCCCAGAGGAGUCUGGACGCAAGUGGAGAUCAGCUUCAAAAAGCCCAUGCCUGCCAAGGUGGUGUUUGUGAGCUGGUGUAGAAGCUUUUGGGAUUGUGGACUAGUGGCACUAGAUGAUGUGUCAGUGAGUUUAGGAAGCUGCCAAGCAGCUGAUAUAUUGCCUGCUUUUGCUGGAGAAUGUACUUUUGAGCGAAAUGAAUGUGGGUUCAUUCAGCAAAAUAGAAACCGGAGUGGUUGGCAUAAGAGGAGAGGUCAGACACCGACAUCUUAUACUGGACCCAAAGGAGACCACACUUCUGGGGUAGGACAUUACAUGUACAUAGAGGCAUCCAACAUGAUCUAUGGACAGAAGACACAGCUUGUUUCAAGGGUAUUACGACGGACUGUUGGACAUCAGUGUCUUACAUUUUUUUAUCACAUGUAUGGCUCUGGAACAGGGCUAUUAAAUGUUUAUAUGAAAAAGCAUGGUGAUAAGGAUGAGAUCCUUCUCUGGAGAAGGCAUGGUGAACAAAGCAUCACAUGGUUAAGAGGCCAAAUAGAAUAUACAUGUGAUAAAUCUCAUCAGAUUAUAUUUGAAGCAGUUCGUGGAAUAUCAGUAAGAAGUGACAUUGCCAUUGAUGAUAUUUUAUUUCAGAGAGGACCUUGUAAAGAAACAGGAGAAACCGUACUACAAUCUUCUGGUUAUUCUGCCGAUUUUAAUGAAAUUGAAUAUUGAGCUCUGCAGAAGCAGAUUGAGUAUCACAUUGCUUCUCUACAAUAGGAACUGCACAGCCCCUUCCCUGCUCUCAGUUGUAGAGUGAUAAAUACUGAACUAUUUUGUUAGCAACGUGAAGGUAUGGCAAGAAUUCAGCCUUGCCAAUGAAGUUACUGACUCAGGGUUUCCCUCACUUUGUUUUUUAUUGUACUUUAUUUUGCAUGUGACACCAGUGAUUCUAAAGGGCUAUUCAUUUUGCAGAGUGUGAAGUAAUAGACAAAUGUGUUUUUGGUAAACAUUUUUGGGCACAUAAUUACAGAAAGCAAAAAGGACAAAAUAUGUAAUUUGUCAUUGUGUUAACUAAAACUGCAUUCAGUGAAUGUCUUGUCUUUGGCAAAUUAUGGAUUUAAUUUUAGAAUUUAGAUAGAAUGGAGAAAAUAUUAUUAAAAGCUAGUAAUAUUCUGUAGGUCAAAUGAAAUAGUUUUCAAUUGUUGUUCAGGAAAACCAAUCUCUUCAGGGAACCCAUUUAUAAAAAUAUUAAGUAUCACAUAAAAACAAUUUGGGUUGGUUUUUUAUGGGGGGGGGCUAUUCCUUGCCAAACAAUUAUUGUAAUGAAUCCAUUUGUCAUUCCAGCAACUGACAGGUGAACUGCUGUAAAGGUUCCGUUAAAGUGUUGAUUACAAUACAUAAACAGUGACCUUCAUACAUUACAGCAGAGUGGAAUGCAGGUUUUUAAAAAU